AUGGCAUCUGAAAAGAGAGAAAAGGCCGCAGUUCCAGCAACAUCGGGGAAGAGGUACCUUGUGGAGGGUUCAGAUGUGAAAGAAGAAUACGAGACUCCGUUUCAUGAGUUGAUCAAGUCGGGCAACAUGGUGAAAUUAUACGUCGGCCCCGCCAAGCAGGUCUGGUUUCUGCACGAGGAUCUUCUCAGCCACGGCUCGGAGUACUUUAUGGAAGCAUUCAGAGGCGAUUUCAAGAAAGCUACCGAGAAGACCAUCAUAUUGGACAACGAGGAUCCCGCGAUCUUUGGUCUGUUCGUCACAUGGCUCUACACAGGAGAUCUACAUUCCGUCAAGUCAGAUAGCAGCCAGAAGAAAGAUGAUCGACCUAUCACCUGGUGUUAUCUGGAGGCCUUCGCUGACAAAUUCUGGUUGAAUGAUCUGUCAACAAUAGCUGUUGGUAACUGGUAUGAUUGCUAUGUACCAAAGUAUAUGAAGCGAUCGGCCGAGGAUAUCAAGUUCAUCUACGAGGAAUGCUCAGAGCACACUCGUUUGAGAGGUGUGGCAAGCCGCAAAGUAAUGAAUCGCCAUUACUUGAGUCGGAAGGUUGAUGAUUAUGCCUGGCUCGGUCAGCUCUUGGCCUGCAAUGCGUCCUUCGCAGGGAAUUUCGCAAUCAGACUGAAGAGUCACAAAUUGAUGUUCGAUAAUAUGUCAUUCUGCUGCUGCCUAAACGAUUGCUGGCUACACACCGCUGGAGCGAUCAACUAA
Drepanopeziza brunnea f. sp. 'multigermtubi' MB_m1 is the source of this 744-nucleotide messenger RNA. RefSeq lists its product as uncharacterized. Lineage: Eukaryota; Fungi; Ascomycota; Leotiomycetes; Helotiales; Drepanopezizaceae. The record is from RefSeq and is a predicted model, not a curated record. Gene Ontology annotation, molecular function: protein binding.